This is a messenger RNA of Hipposideros armiger (great roundleaf bat), 2868 nucleotides long. It is a transcript of the gene CLEC11A, whose product is annotated as C-type lectin domain containing 11A. Gene Ontology annotation, molecular function: growth factor activity. Lineage: Eukaryota; Metazoa; Chordata; Mammalia; Chiroptera; Hipposideridae. Gene Ontology annotation, biological process: ossification. The transcript is spliced from 4 exons. Bases 1687 to 2649 code for a protein of 320 amino acids. The record is from RefSeq and is a predicted model, not a curated record.
CUUCAGGGAAGUCGGGGUGCCACCUAAACACAAUAGUCAAACAUUCGGUCUUUUGGCUGUUACCCUGCCACGAAUGGCUACUUCCUUCCUCACUCAACAGACUGAUUGAGCACCUACUAUGUGCUAGGUUGGCCCUGUUCUAGCUCUGGGGACACAGCAAAGAACAAGAAUGUCUGCCUUCAUUGGCAGGAGAUAGACCACAAACAAGUAAACAAACAGGACAAUGCCAGUCUUGAGUAUACCAGAAAGAUAAAAUGGGGUGCUUUAAUAAAGUAACUUGUGGAAGCACAGCUUCUUAAGACGGUAGGUGAGGUGGGGGGAGGCCUCUCUGAUCUGAGAUUUCAGUAAUGAGAAGGGACUGGAGACAGACUUCUAGAAGGAGGAAAAGGCUAGUGCACAAGCUCUGAGGUGGGAAGGAGCUUAGCAUUCAGGAAAUAGUGAAGAGGCAACCCACAGUGUGGCUGCAGCCUGGGGAAGUGGGGGUGAUGAGCUUGCAGAGAUGCAAAGUACCCACCUUUCCCAGCCCCCUGCUGGGCAGCCCAGGCCUUGAGCAGAGGACAGGGUUUGGCUUUCCUCCUGCCUGUGAUGGGAAGCUGGGGGAGCAGGGGAGUGGGGAGUGACGUGAUCUGAUUUACAGUUUGGAAGCAUUGCUCUGGCUGCGGCAAGCUGCGUGGAUUGGAGGGGCUUGGGAGGAAGGAGGGGGAGAGCAGGAGGAGGUGACUGCAGUGGUCCAGGCAAGAGAUGCACCUCGCUGACUGCUCAGAGCUCUCUACCUCCCCAGCCCAGCGUCUGUCUACUCCACCUCCUGGAGAAAGCUUCCCUGACCACCCACUCACCCAUCCUCUUCCCACCCCUCUGCCCCAGCCCCUCACCCAGUGGGACAGUCUUGCUGCUGGUCUGGAGUCCCCAGAGUUGCCUCACCCACAGCCCGGCCUGCAGGAGGCUUCCAGGAAGUACAGCAAAUGAAUCCCAGGGCCCCGCCUCCUGCUGCAAGCACAGCUGCAUGUGUGGUCUUCAUAUGUGUUCCACAGACAGGCCCACACACUCACUUGCAUCUUGGGGCAAGGGCUUGGAGGGCAGGAUAGGAGGUGUGGGGGCAGAAGGUGUCCAAGAGGCUGAGAAUGGUGGGAAAGUCUCCUCUAGCAGGGUGUGUGGGCGAUGGUGGCCACAGAGUAAUAACCUUAGAGAGACCCUGUAGUCUCCCCCUUUCUGCGGAUUGGUCAGGGGGACAAAAGGGAGCAGGGCCAAGCCCCAACAAUUCCCUAAUGGGGUUCCCAGGAAGAGGCUGUCUCCCCAAGGUCCCUUGGAAAGCUGGCUCCAUCCUCUUCCUAACUAACCAUUGGAGCUUUUGGCCUGGGCAGAAGAAAAGAGCAGGGCGGAAGUGAGCUCUGGAAAGUGGGAAGAGGGGGGUGUGUGGGGAGACCCAAGGCGGGAUCCAGGCUUUGGAACGUUGGAGGUUUCCGGCCACAGAGGCAGGGCCUCAGGGGAGCCAAGAGAGGCGGAGAGAGACACACACUGAGGAGCAGAGACUGACGAACAGAGACAGGAAUUGGAAGGAGAGGGACCAGAGAGAAGCUGGAAGAGGCAGGGACUAGGGGGCUGGUGAUCUGCACACAUACUCCAGUUCCCAGACAUCUCCUCCUCAAGACAUCCAUCUGAAGUCUUGGGUGCUGCAAGCCCAGCCUGAUGCAGUCAGCCUGGUUCCUGGGGGCCCUAGUGGUCCCCCAGCUCCUGGGCUUAAGCUCUGGGGCUAGAGGAGCUGAGAGGGAGUGGGAGGGGGGCUGGGGAGGCGCCCAGGAGGAGGAGCAGGAGAGGGAGGCCCUGAUGCUGAAGCAUUUACAGGAGGCCCUGGGGCUGCCCGCUGAGAGGGGGGACGGAAAUCCUGAGGGAACCCUUGAAGACAAAGGGACCUGGGAGACCGAGGAAAACCGUCCAGGAGAGGAGGAGGAGGAGGAAGCAACGCCUACCCUCUCCUUUAGCCCCAGCCCCUCUCCCACCCCUGAGGACCCUGUCACUUAUAUCCUGGGCCGCCUGGCCAGCCUGGACGCAGGCCUGCACCAGCUGCACGUCCGUUUGCACGUGUUGGACACCCGCGUGGUCGAGCUGACCCAGGGGCUGCGGCAGCUGCGGACAGCGGCGGGCGACACCCGCGACGCAGUGCAAGCCCUGCAGGAGGCGCAGAGCCGCGCCGAGCGCGAGCAUGGCCGCUUAGAGGGCUGCUUGAAGGGGCUGCGCCUUGGCCACAAGUGCUUCCUGCUCUCGCGCGAUUUCGAGGCGCAGGCGGCGGCGCAGGCGCGGUGCGUGUCGCGGGGUGGGAGCCUGGCACAGCCUGCCGACCGCCAGCAGAUGGAAGCUCUCACCCGCUACUUGCGCGGGGCGCUGGCUCCCUACAACUGGCCAGUGUGGCUAGGCGUGCACGACCGGCGCGCUGAGGGCCUGUACCUCUUUGAGAACGGACAGCGAGUGACCUUCUUCGCUUGGCACCGUGCGCCCCACCCCGAACCCAGCGUCGCUCCACACCCGCUCAGCCCCAACCAGCCCAACGGCGGCGCACUAGAGAACUGCGUGGCGCAGGCGUCAGACGACGGCUCCUGGUGGGACCACGACUGCGAGCGGCGCCUGUACUACGUCUGCGAGUUUCCCUUCUAGCGGGACCGGUCCCCCGCCUCCUCACUCCAUGCCACCCCCGGCCCGCGAGAAUGCCUUUCCCUCCUUUCCUCCUUCCCUCCCUCCUUGCCUGGCUGGGCGAUUCCGGGGUUUGGGAGGGUGGGCUCCUGAGGGGCCGGGACCCCUUCCUUGCCAGUGUUUUUUCUGGGAGUGACAAGCACCAGGUUAGGUCCGGCGACAAUAAAGCCUUGUGGAACCUGA